Messenger RNA from Cokeromyces recurvatus, 348 nucleotides. RefSeq lists its product as uncharacterized. The record is from RefSeq and is a predicted model, not a curated record. The transcript has a single exon. The annotation marks the transcript as partial. NCBI's taxonomy places the organism in Eukaryota, Fungi, Mucoromycota, Mucoromycetes, Mucorales, Mucoraceae.
CUCAUUAGAUGGCAGCUGGGCUGGCUACCUGGUGAUACUCCUAAACCUUGUCAAUGCAAAUUACACGAUCUAACAAAGAAACACAGUAUUCAUUGCCUGCGCAUUCGUUCUCAAUUACACAUGUUACAAGACGUAGAUGACCCCAUCUCGUGUCUUCUCAAUCGGUUUCCCUCUCGACCGCCCAAGUCACUACAUACACAGGCCUACUGGCGAAUACAUUGGAUUGCCAUCCAAAGAUUCCUUUAUAAAGUUGACAUGCUACAGCAUGGUGCUCCCUACGAUGAUUUAGUCCUAUCUAAUCUAUCUUUAAACUCCUCUUUUCUUCUCUGGUUUAGCCAGCAUUCAUAG